CAACAAGUGGUAUCAGAGCUAUUGAUAGAGCUCCUGUUGUUGUGGCAAAAUGCAAACUAAAGCCAUGAAGUAUUCAAUUGAGCUAUUUGAUGGCAAGAAUGACUUUGCUCUAUGGCAAAGCACUGUGAAGGAUGUCCUUACUUGUCAAGGACUUGAUGUAGCUUUAGAAGAGACCAAGCCAGCUGAGGUGAGGGAUAGUGAUUGGAGUACUAUCCAAAAGAAGGCAGCAAGUCAAAUUCGGUUGGCGCUUGCACCGGAGAUGGAGCUAUAUCAAUUGAAGAUGGCAGAAGGCACUAAUAUUCAUAGGCACUUAUCUAAUUUCAACAUGAUGGUAACACAAGUAGUGAAUGCCGGGGAUGUUCUAAAAGAAGAGGAAAAAGCUUUGCUUUUACUUGCAUCCUUGCCAAAAUCUUACAAGUCCCUAGUGCAGAGUAUGCUAGUGGGUAAGACUACUUUGGUGAUGAAAGAUUUCACAUCCAUGUUGUUGGAGAAUGAUAAGUUUCUUGGGGAGGAUGAUGGUGCCAAUCAAACUAAUGCUUUGGUGAUGGAGCCUCUCGGGGAAGAUCCAAUGGACGUGGAGUAUAAAUGCCCGAAGGUUAAGGAGGACUUUUCUAAUAUGAAAAUAUUGAUGAAAAGUCAAGAAACCAAGGGCAAGGAAGAGGCUAAUAUUGUUGAAGAAAAUGUGGUUGAAGUAUUAGCUUGUGAAGAGUGUGAUCCUGAGGUGGAGCAAAACAAUCAAAGAUGGAUUUUGGACUCCACUGCAACCAUGCAUGUGUGCAAUAAUCCUUCAGAAUUUGGGAGUUUGAUUCAGGGGGAGCUUGGCAAAAUAACGGUGGCUACCGGCGAGAAGGUGAAUAUUGAAGGCAUAGGAAAAGUUUGUCUCAAUGUUCACAAUGGGAGAGCCAAGAUUCUCAAGAAUGUCGGAAAGCAAGAAUGUUGCAAGGUCUACAAAGGUGGAAGACUUGUCUUGCGUGGAAGGAAGAACAAGCACAACAUCUAUGUGCUUGAGCAACAUCCCGAGAGAGGGCUUAACAAGACCAUGAGGAAGAUGGUGUGGAAGCCUAAAAGGAUCUUGGUAGAUGGCAAGGAAAUUAAUAAAACCAAGAAGAAGGUGAGCUUCAACAAUGAAGUAGUGUCUGAUGAUGGUUCGAGGAGGUACGAUUUUCCCUCGGAUCAUAUCUUGGUUCAAAAUUAAUUUCUGCAAUGCUCCUAGUGUAGGUUUGUCCUAUUCUAUACUAGGAAGAAGCUCUCAAAAAUAGGAGAGCAUGAUGAAGUGUUCAUGAAAAGGGGGAGCAAAAUUAUGGAAUGUUGAAGUGUAUGGAGUCAUGGUUGGUUUCUCCUCCCAUAGGGUUGGAGGGGGAGAUUGUUGGAAGAAAGUCCAACCCCAUUUGUGAACCCAUGGACUUUUUGUGUGGAAGUUUGCUUCACCAACCUAGCUAGUUGUGGGCUAGGAUUGCUUUGUUGAAAUCAUGCAAGAUUGCAUGUUGAGCCAUUUAAUGAACAAAGAAAAUCAUG
Molecule: messenger RNA, 1515 nt
Organism: Rubroshorea leprosula
Lineage: Eukaryota; Viridiplantae; Streptophyta; Magnoliopsida; Malvales; Dipterocarpaceae
Source: the annotation of a GenBank genome assembly